Messenger RNA from Tachysurus fulvidraco (yellow catfish), 2611 nucleotides. Its product is annotated as beta-1,4-galactosyltransferase galt-1-like. Bases 107 to 1489 code for a protein of 460 amino acids. The record is from RefSeq and is a predicted model, not a curated record. The transcript has 2 exons. Lineage: Eukaryota; Metazoa; Chordata; Actinopteri; Siluriformes; Bagridae.
UUAUGCGCGCUCCCACACACACACACACACACACACACACACACACACACACACACACACACACACACACACACACACACACACACAGACUGCACAAAAAAACAAGAUGAAUAAGGAGACUUCUGGUCUUCGCAGUGGAGUCUCACGGAAGUCUGUUGCUCCAAAAAACCUCUCUAUCCUAAUUAUCAUUGUUGUGCUCAUGUUUGUGAUAUAUUUCCUGACUGGUUUAAAACCUGUGAAAUCUUACAAGCCUGACUAUUUUUACCCUCACUGGAAAAAGACAAACCUUAUGGCAUGCGGAUGGAAAGUAAAAUAUGACCCAAUCAUUAAAGUCACCAAUGUUAAAACGUACAUGGUUGGCUCCUAUGUAGAGCACCGACAGGAGGUGAAAAGGAUACGGACAAUUGCUAUAGUGCUUCGCAGUGAAAAUGCAGAGUAUCAAUGCAUGCUUUGCUGCAAUGGAAUGAAGGUGCCUGUAUCUGCUACUUUAAACAUUCACUCUGAUCACUUUGAUUUUGAGUACGGCACUGCUGAUAUUAUAUGCCAAAUACCGGAAGAGUGUACAACACCAACACAUGUAGCUAUCACUUCCAAAUCACCUAAAGAGAAUGGAUUAUUGCAGGAUAUGCAUGCCUUCCAACCUGUUAGGAAUCAACAGAAACAGGAAGUUUUUCCCUAUGAAUUCACAGUUUGCAUUUCAACCAUGUAUGACUAUGAGAAUGUAUUGCUGCUUGUGCAGGCCAUAGAGAUGUUCAGGAUACUUGGUGUCCAGAAGGUAGCUAUUUACAAAACCAACUGCAGUAAAGAUACACAGAAGGUCCUGGAUUAUUACAUCAGGAAGAACUUUGUGGAGCUCAUCCCUUGGAGUCUAUCGCCCUACAUUAAUGUGUCCAGAGGCUGGCAGAAGUUUAAAUCGCCAGGGGAACUACACUACUUUGGGCAAAUCGCAGCACUUAAUGACUGUUUGUAUCGUUACAUGUACAAGAGUCACUAUGUAGCUCUUCAAGAUCUGGAUGAAUUCAUUCUACCUUUGAAUUUUACCAAUUGGACAGAGCUUCUGCCUGAAUUGGAGAGGGAAUAUGGUCAGGGGAUUGGCUUUGAGUUUGAGAAUAAUGUUUUUCCUAUUUACUUGAAGGAUUCAAAGUCCAAAAAGUAUUCACCAGACUCCUGGAAGAAGGUUCCAGGACAAAACAUUUUAGAAUAUGUUUAUAGGUUAGUCAAUGAUCCUUCAAAAUUCAAUAAUUUCAAAGUUAUUGUAAAUCCUCGUCUAGUGUUUGAAACUACAGUCCAUGGAUUGUUGAAAUCAAUGACGGGUACUGUGAGAGUGAACCCUGAAGUUGCCCGCAUGUAUCACAUAAAGAACUUUACAAAAGAAGAUGCGUUAACAGAUAAAAGCAUACUGGACACACAUCUCAGAGACUAUGCAGAUAGGCUGAUACCUGCUGUUUCUGAAAUGCUUUAUAUUGCACUAAAAUUGCCAAAAGUGUAAAACAAGUCUGUGAUGAGAUAGACAACUAUAUGUAAAAAGUAUGGUCAUGAGUAAAGAAGACAUUUUUUAUAAACAUGAACAUCUAAACAUACUAAAUGCACUCCGAUAAAGCUGAAGAGUUUGACUGAAUUGUACAAGACAGGAAGCGUUACAUUUCCAAAGAAUAUUUCUUAAUAAAAGAAUUCCUAUGAAAUUUAAGCAUUUAUUCAGGAGGAUUAAACUGUUCAGCAUGUUGUCAGUGACUACUAAUUUAUUGUCAUUUCAACCUUUUUUAUCCUAAUUAUUAUUUAAAUUGUCUUAUUUGCAGCUGUUGAUUCCUGUCAAUUUUAAUUACAAUAGUUUCAAUCUGAUUAGUACUUAUGUUGGCAGUAGACAGCUUCACAUUCAUAGACAGCACAGAUGGAAGGAAAUAAUCACAAUCUUCAGAAAUCGCACCAGACAUCUGUCUGUAUUGUAUCAAUGGGCUUCAUAUUGAAGGAAUUUUAUUAUUUUAUAUAUAUAUAUAAAAUCCCAGUUUCAACCUGAUCUCACACAUACCUUUGUCCAGGAUUACCAGACGUCCUUUAAGACAUAGCAGCACUGUUGUGAAAAUCAGUUUUAUUGCUGAUAAAAUUAAACAUUCUGUUCGUAUAUAAAAUUCACCAAUGUAAAUAUGUAUCAUAGCAUGCUAGAUGAAGAAUAAGCAGUGUAUGCUCUUUGCUACAGAUCAUAUGGGCUCUGUUGUCUGCAUUCCAAUUGGUAAUUACUGCACCGUUAAUCUGUACUUAACAAAAAAUUAAGUUUAACUAUUUUCCGCUUUGCUGCAUUGCUGGAAAAGGUCACAGUCACCUAUUGUCCCCAAAAACAUGUUAUGUCUGAAGUUCAAAGACACUCAGUGUCUACUCCAAAAUGCUUUUUUAAAGAAAUGCUAUGGUUUUAUCCUGGGACUUAUUGACAGUUUUCUUGUACUGAACAUCCUUUCAAGGUAUUUUUUUAAUGUUUUAAUGUGACGUUGUCUUUUCUACUGUUAUCUGCUCAUUAGGGAUCUUGAAAUAAAAUUAAUUUUAAUAGCUUAGUGACAAAUCCAUGCACAAUGACACAUAAGUAAUAUAUUUUAAAUAAAUAAAAACAAAAUCUUAUUAC